Pedinophyceae sp. YPF-701 is the source of this 519-nucleotide messenger RNA. Lineage: Eukaryota; Viridiplantae; Chlorophyta; Pedinophyceae. The record is from the annotation of a GenBank genome assembly.
AUGUCGUUCAGCACCGCCAGCCUCCGCGUGGCUCUGCCCCAGCAGGCCGCCACCCGGCCCAUCCGGUCUUACGUCGGGAUGGCCGCGCGGCCACUGGUGAUGAAGGCUGAGGUUGUCGCGACGCCCCUGCUGGGCGCGCCUAGCAACGGCGCGACGGUGUUCGCCAUGAGGCACGGGAAGCGGGUGGCGAAGCUCGGGCGACCGGCGGACCAGCGGAAGGCGCUCAUCCGCACGCUCACCACGGAGGUUCUGAGGCACGGAAGGAUCAAGACCACCGUGACGCGCGCGAAGGCCAUCCGGCCGUUCGUGGACAAGAUGAUCACGCUGUCCAAGCGCCAGACCCCGCACGCCAAGAUGCAAAUGAACGCCUUCCUGUACGACAAGGAGCUCGUCGACGCCGUCUUCGACGAGGCCGCGAAGAGGUAUGCGGACCGCAACGGCGGGUACUGCCGUGUGGUGCGGGACCUCCGGAACCGCCGCGGCGACAACGCGGAGAUGGCGUUCAUCGAGCUGGUGUAG